Messenger RNA from Mangifera indica (mango), 1431 nucleotides. RefSeq names its product 3-deoxy-manno-octulosonate cytidylyltransferase, mitochondrial-like. Gene Ontology annotation, molecular function: 3-deoxy-manno-octulosonate cytidylyltransferase activity. Bases 206 to 1093 code for a protein of 295 amino acids. The transcript has 8 exons. The record is from RefSeq and is a predicted model, not a curated record. NCBI's taxonomy places the organism in Eukaryota, Viridiplantae, Streptophyta, Magnoliopsida, Sapindales, Anacardiaceae. Gene Ontology annotation, cellular component: cytosol.
GUUGUUGGAUGCUUUCUGGGUGACGGAGCUGGAAGCCCACUGAGCCCGUUGCCCUAUAUAGCCCAGAAAGAGCUCCCGCCUGCCUCUGCACUCAGCCUGCUGCUGCCGGGAGAAAGUGGAAAGGUAGGUAAAGAGAAGUAAAACAAACACAAUAUACUGCAGCGAAAGUUUCUGAAAGAGAGUGUGAGAGCUAAAUCUGAGCCCAAUGUCAAUUUGUUCAUCAUCUUCAUAUGCGUCUUCAUCUUCCUCAACUAAAUUAUGGAUCGUCCAUGGCAUUGUGGCCGGAGCAGCCAUUGCUGUAGCCAUCGCUGCACGCGCCUAUCUGGGUAAAUCAAAUAAGUUUCGGAGUCGGGUCGUGGGUGUCAUACCUGCCCGUUUUGCUUCCUCUCGGUUUCAGGGCAAACUCCUUGUUAAUAUCCUUGGAAAGCCCAUGAUCCAGAGGACAUGGGAAAGGUCGAAAUUGGCAACCACAUUGGAUCACUUGGUUGUGGCAACGGAUGAUGAAAAGAUUGCAGAAUGCUGCCGAGGAUUUGGAGCUGAUGUGAUAAUGACUUCUGAAUCUUGCCGAAAUGGUGCUGAACGAUGCAAUGAAGCACUAAACAAACUGGAUAAGAAGUAUGAUAUUGUGGUCAAUAUUCAAGGGGAUGAGCCUCUUAUUGAACCAGAGAUAAUAGAUGGCGUUGUUAAAGCUUUGCAGGCAGCUCCAGAUGCAGUUUUUAGCACUGCCGUCACAUCUUUAAAACCUGAAAAUGCAUUUGAUCCAAAUAGAGUGAAAUGUGUGUUGGAUAAUCAUGGCUAUGCUAUUUAUUUUUCAAGGGGACUGAUUCCAUAUAACAAGUCAGGAAAGGUUAAUCCACAGUUUCCACAUAUGCUUCAUCUUGGAAUUCAGAGCUAUGACGCAAACUUUCUGAAGAUUUAUCCGGGGCUUCGACCUACCCCACUUCAACUAGAAGAGGAUCUAGAACAGCUGAAAGUUCUUGAGAAUGGGUAUAAGAUGAAGGUGAUAAAGGUUGACCAUGAAGCCCAUGGGGUUGAUACUCCUGUAGAUGUUGAGAAGAUAGAAUCAUUUAUGCGUGAGAGAAACUUCUCUUAGUUGUUGACAACAAAAUCAGGUCGUGAUGAAAGGAAAUCAGUUUGUAUUUUCUAGCAGAGAGCUUCUCCAUGUUGUAUUUUAGUUUGAUUUUGUGGUGUGCUCUUUCUCUAUAGGACUGUCUGACCAAAGGGAUUCAUUGAUUUCCUUGUAUUUUAGUUAGGAGUUUGGUGUUAGGUUUUAUGGGGUCUACUUAUAGCAGUAUGUUAGGUUCAUGGUCUGUGUAGAUAUCUUACUAACAAUUUUUUCUUUUCUCCUUUUUAUAAUUUACUGUAAAUAUGUACCAUUUUACCUUGAUGAAACUUCCAUAUUAACUUUGAUGAAACGGUAAUUUUCUGUAA